AUGUUGAAAUAUUUACAAGUGGGUUUCAAUUCAUUGAAUGGCGUUCUUCCCAAUUCAAUUGGGAAUCUGUCAUCUACUAUUGAAAACUUUGAAAUAGGAGAUUCGCACAUCAAUGGUCUCAUCCCCACAAGUAUAGGCAACAUGAGUGGACUUACAACCUUUGAAGAAAACAACUUUAGUGGGAGUAUUCCUUCGGAGAUUGGUUCAAUUAAACAACUCCAAGGGCUAUCUCUAUUUAAUAAUAAAUUCGAGGGACAUAUUCCAGAGGCGGUAUGCCAUUUAUCUAAGUUGGUUCAAUUAUUUCUUGAUGGUAAUGAGCUCUCUGGAUUAAUUCCAGAAUACUUAGGAAAUCUUAGCAUGCUACAACAUUUUUAUUUAGGUUCUAAUAAAUUAUCAUCAACAUUUCCGUUGAGACUUUGCAAUAUGAGUGGUCUUCUCUAUCUAGACGUGUCAGAGAAUUCAAUCGAGGGACAAGUUCCAUCAGAUAUUGGAGGACUGAAAGCCAUUGUAGAACUUCAUCUUUCCAAUAACCACUUUUCAGGCAUGAUACCAAGCCAAUUAGGGGAUCUCCAAAACUUGAAGUCUCUUGACUUGUCGAACAAUUCAUUUUCAGGCUCAAUUCCAUUAUCCUUUGCCAACUUUAUAAGCUUGGAAUUCUUGAAUUUGUCUUUAAAUGCAUUGUCAGGUACUAUUCCUAUAUCUUUGGAAAAACUUUCAUCCCUUAGGAGCAUUAAUGUUUCAUUUAAUGGUUUAGAAGGUGUAAUACCCAGUGGUGGUGUGUUUUCAAAUUCCACUCUUCAAUCAUUUCUCGGAAACAAAGGUCUAUGUGGAAUGCACAUAUUGGAGAUUCCUGCUUGUGCUAUCACUACCGGGAAAACAAUCAAAGCUUAA
Solanum lycopersicum (tomato) is the source of this 891-nucleotide messenger RNA. RefSeq names its product receptor kinase-like protein Xa21. NCBI's taxonomy places the organism in Eukaryota, Viridiplantae, Streptophyta, Magnoliopsida, Solanales, Solanaceae. The record is from RefSeq and is a predicted model, not a curated record. Gene Ontology annotation, molecular function: protein binding.